Nestor notabilis (Kea) is the source of this 1473-nucleotide messenger RNA. Its product is annotated as contactin-6-like. Gene Ontology annotation, biological process: cell-cell adhesion. NCBI's taxonomy places the organism in Eukaryota, Metazoa, Chordata, Aves, Psittaciformes, Psittacidae. Gene Ontology annotation, molecular function: protein binding. The record is from RefSeq and is a predicted model, not a curated record.
CUGCAGCACCUGAUUUUUCCAAAAAUCCUUUGAGAAAAAGGUCUGUUGCUCAAGUUGGAGGUGAAGUUACAAUUGAGUGUAAACCAAGCGCUUCUCCCAGAGCACUUAUUAACUGGAGAAAGGGCCCAGAGGUUCUGCGCCACAGCAAAAGGGUCAUCUUACUGGAGGAUGGCAGUCUCAAGCUCUAUAACAUCGCCAAAUCAGAUGCCGGGGUAUACACCUGUAUAGCAACAAAUCAGUUUGGAGUUGCCAGAAAUUCAGGGAACCUGAUUGUGAAAGAAAGGACUCUCAUUAUUAUUCCACCUUCUAGUACAGAUGUAACAGUUGGAGAAAACGUAGUCCUUCCACGCCAGGUGUCUCAUGACCCCUCUGUUGAUGUGGUGUUCAUAUGGUCAUUCAAUGGCAGUAGAAUUGAUUUUAAUAGAGGACUGCAUCAUUUUGAAAGAAUUGGAAGAGAAUCUGUUAGGGAUUUGAUGAUAAGAAAUAUUCAGCUACAUCAUUCUGGGAAAUAUGUGUGCAUGGUACAAACAACUUUAGACAGUCAAUCUGCAACAAUAGAUAUAAUUGUAAGAAGCUCCGCAGGUCCACCAGAAGAUGUUAAAGUUGAACAUAUUUCUAGCACUACUGCUGUGUUAUCCUGGAAGUCUGGAAUAGAUAGUAAUAGCUACAGUGUUCAGAUGAGGACUCCUUUCUCAGUUGGAUGGCAGGUAGUUUCAACAGUUCCUGAAGUCAUUAGUGGUAAGACUCACAAGGCAACAGUGGUUGAAUUAAGCCCUUGGGUUGAGUACAAGUUUCAUGUGGUUGCCAGCAACAGUAUUGGAAUUGAGGAGCCAAGCAGAUCAUCAGCUGUACUGGAAACUAAAUCAGCAGUUCCUGUUGUAGCACCAACAAACAGCGGAGGAGGAGGAGGCUGUUCUGAGCUGAUCAUCACAUGGGAGCCAGUUCCAGAAGAGCUACAAAAUGGGGAAGGUUUUGGAUACAUCAUUAUGUUUCGUCCUCUUGGCUCAGCAAUGUGGGCAAAAGCAGUGGUGGGUUCAGUGGAAGCAAGCAAGUAUGUUUAUAGGAAUGAAUGCAUUACACCUCUCUCUCCUUUUGAAGUGAAACUUGGUGUCUACAACAGUGAAGGAGAAGGGACUCUGAGCUCCAUAUCCAUCAUCUACUCAGAAGAUGAGCCACAGCUAGCACCAGCAGGGGCUUCAGCACGGAGUGUUUCAGUGGCAGAGGUGGAGGUCUCCUGGCAGCCCAUUGCUUAGAACAGGCACAUGGGCAGGGUGCUGGGCUAUGAGGUUUUAUAUUGGACCAAUGAUGCCAAAGAAAGCACAGCUGGUAAAGUUAGAGUCAGUGAGAAUGUAACAGCCAAAAAUAUCACAGGACUAAAAGCUAACACAGUCUAUUUUGCAACAGUUUGAGCUUACAACACUGCAGGGACAGGGCCCUCUAGCACCCCGGUAAAUGUCACCACUGAAAAAUCAC